This is a messenger RNA of Physcomitrium patens, 2623 nucleotides long. Its product is annotated as beta-glucuronosyltransferase GlcAT14B. The record is from RefSeq and is a predicted model, not a curated record. Gene Ontology annotation, molecular function: glucuronosyltransferase activity. NCBI's taxonomy places the organism in Eukaryota, Viridiplantae, Streptophyta, Bryopsida, Funariales, Funariaceae. Gene Ontology annotation, cellular component: membrane.
CUAGACUUCGACUUUGGUCGCUGGACUUGCGGGUGUAUGCGAGACGACUGACUACCUCAGCGUCGACGAUUAGAUGGUAGCGUCGUUGUCGUUGUUGUUGUCGUCAUCGUCGUGGGUCCUGUCUACAAUCAUUCUUGUCAAAACUCCAUCGCCGAUCUUUCCUCACAAUCCUCAUCAAGGUCCUCCUUCUAGUGAAGAAAUUGGGUCGCUUUAGCUUGGGUGGUUUCAGUACUGCUCCGAUUGACGGGUCUCGCGGCGAUUGUAGUAGCCCUAGCACUGGAGCUCGCGUUGGCGGAAACAUCCGGCGAGAAGGGUAUAUGGGUACCCGUAGAGCAGGGAUUUGGGGAACAUGUUCGAAAUCAUUUUGGUGAGGGGAAAGAAGUUGUGGUGAUGAAGGGAGCUCUCACUCAUAUCGACUUGCCCAUCCGGGCUCGUCUCUCUCGGACGUCGCAGCGCGCUGCGGACGGAAUGAAGAAGCUGAUGCAGGUGCCGUUCUCCUUGGCCACCAUGGAGCGUAAGUGGCUGUCACCACUGUUGGCCAGUACUAUGAUCUCAAUUCUGCUGCUGCUCUUAGCCACGCUCAAUUUGGGCUACCGCGGCCACCACCCUAGCAUUGGAACCAACCGGAUGGAUCCUAGCCGGGCCCAGAACGUGCAGGAAAUCACGGAGGAGGAGCAGAUGGCAGGGCUGCCUCCCCCGCCCAAGCUCGCCUACUUGAUCUCAGGCACUAAGGGGGACGGCUUUCGGAUGCAGCGGACACUCCAAGCGUUGUACCACCCGCACAAUUAUUACCUCUUGCACUUGGACCUUGAAGCUCCCGAGAAAGAAAGGAUGGAUUUGGCGGUGUACGUGAAGCAUGAGCCCGUGUUUCAGGAGGCGGGGAACGUGUUUGUGGUUGGAAAAGCCAAUUUGGUGACUUACAAGGGGUCUACGAUGAUUGCUACGACGUUGCACGGGGCUGCUAUCUUGCUUCGGAAAGCUAAGGAUUGGGAUUGGUUUAUUAAUCUGAGCGCGUCCGAUUAUCCUCUUAUUACUCAAGAUGAUCUUCUCCAUGUUUUCUCCUACUUACCGAAGGACCUUAAUUUCAUUGAGCACACGAGUGACAUCGGCUGGAAAGAGGAGCAGCGGGUGAAGCCCAUCAUCAUCGAUCCUGGGCUAUAUCAGAAAACCAAAACUGACAUCUAUUGGAUGACACAGAGGAGAGCUGUGCCUUCUGCAUUUCGUUUGUUUACAGGCUCAGCAUGGGUUGUGCUCUCUCGCUCUUUCAUAGAAUACACUAUCAUGGGCUGGGAAAAUCUUCCACGCACGGUACUGAUGUACUACGCAAACUUUGUGUCAUCACCCGAAGGCUACUUCCACACUGUGCUUUGUAACAGCCAGGAGUUUCGCAACACAACUGUAAACCAUGACCUUCACUUUAUUGCCUGGGACACCCCUCCCAAGCAACACCCAUUGUCUCUCACUGUCAAAUUCUUCAAAGACAUGAGCAAUAGUGGGGCGCCUUUUGCCCGAAAAUUUAACAAAGAUGAUCCGGUGCUGGAUAAAAUCGACGCUGAACUUUUACACCGGAAGAAGCAUGGAUUCAGCCCUGGUGGCUGGUGCGUGGGACCAGAUGAUAAUCCGUGUUCAGUUCGGGGAGAUUACUCGUUACUGAAACCUGGACCCGGUGCUCGCAGGUUUGAGGAUCUUGUUGUCCGCCUUCUGUUACCUGAAAACUUUCGAUCCCGCCAAUGUGUCGGGGUUUGAAGGUCCAGCAUUAGAAGGUGUUAGAUGAAGUUCGCGUUUCUCUGGGAAAAGGGGGGUUUCUGGAGGACGUGGACUUUGGAAAGGAGGAGGUAUGGUUGCCUAAGCAUCUUCAGAGGGCUGUUGCAUUCGAGGUGGAAUUGAGAAGUUAGAAUUCCUCAGGCUCGUGUGGAAGACUCUCUGCCUCCUAGAGAAGAAUUUGCACUCUCUCCGGGUUCUAUGCACCUUCAAUCAACUUCGUCGUCUGAUGCCUGCCAUGAACAGAUUAUGUCGCAGAUGUUCCAGCACCCUUUGGAGUGCUUGCGGUGAUGACUGCAUUCGCUUACUACACCUUUACUCUUCACUUCGAUGAGCUCUUAGUGACUGCCUCAAUAGGCACGAGUUUAUGAUUGUAGAUUCCAUUUUCUCGCGUAUCUUGCGUAGUUCAUUUUCCGCAUGAAGUGCCUGCUAUGAAGUGAAAGCAGGUGCGAGGAAGAAUGCACAAGUACUAUGUUCAUAUUAUUAUGUAGCGGAUAACAGAAUAUUUCCUGAAGAUGUUUCACUUCAGAGUGUCAGGAGCAUCAGCUGCAAGCAAGGCAGAAGUAUACAAGGAAGUACUUGUGGAGUGGUUAUCACAUUUGGUCAAGAAAUGCAGCAACAAUCAACAUAUUCUAGGUUCCUCCUCCAAUUCGCACAGAGCUAUAGGUGUUAAAUUUUGAAAUAGACCUGUAAUUCAACAUUUUAUCAACUUUUAUGUUGCACCUACAUCUUCUUUGCAAAGUACUCAUGAGCUGAUGUAGGAGACAGAAGUUAGCUGGUCACUUGGAUCUUUGGGUUCUGGAGUUUUUUUGCCAGAGAUGCCUUACCUGGAUCAGGAUAUUGAUUAUGAGCCAGCAGUUAA